AUGCUUGUAUCCAUCCUCGCACUCGUCACUUUUUCUUUAGCCUGUGCGGUCUAUAGACGAUGGAGAAGAAUCUCAAUAUCUGACGUUCCCGGUCCGGAAUGCAAGUCGUUCUUAUACGGAAACUUACCUGAAUUCCUUGGAGGUCAAGCUGGCGAUAUGAGGUUUCUUUUCGACGUUGUCUAUACGGACUUCGAAUGGCGGGAUAAAUAUGGAGACGUAUUCAAGAUUCGGGGGCCGUUAGGCGCUAUUCAAUAUAUAUAUCAUACCGCGAGUUACAGAUUUCCCAAAGCCGAAGGGAGACGUCAAAUUUCACACUUAUUAUUCGGACCUGGUCUUUCUAACGUGGAUGGUGACGUUCAUAAGCGCCAGCGCAAAGACAUGCUUCCAGGGUUUGGUGGUCCAGAAUCGAAAGCCUUCAGUCCCGAUGUUCUCUCAGUGUGCCGAGAAGGUUUGAUCGGAUACUUGGAUUCAGGUGGCGCUACUCAUCUCAGCGCAGACCAAUCUAUCGUCCUAGACGUUACUUCCUGGAUAUCUAGGGCCACUCUGGAUGCGAUUGCUGCAUUUGAUUAUUCUUUCGGCGCUCUGGACGACUCUGAUAAUCAAUUAACGAAGGCUUAUGCCAAUCUAUUUAGUUUUGAUAUCUUUGGUAUACCGACAGAGGCCGCAAUUCUUUCCCUCUCAGUCAUGGAUCAUUUACCACCGGCUAUGGUUGCCUUUCUGAUGCGGAAUUUUCCUGGUCGUCUAUCCCACGGUUUGCUGACCAACAAGCUCUCGACUGCCAUUGCCAAAGAUUUAGGGAAAGGCCGGAGAGAUAUUAUGAGCCUGCUCGUCGAGGCGAACGCGUCUGAGAAUGCGAAAACUAGAUUGCCUCCACGCGAGCUAUUUGCUCAGAUGAAUACUAUAAUUCUGGCUGGACAUGAGACGACCUCCAAUACACUCUGCUUUGGUCUUCUGGAAUUUUGCAAGCACCCAGAAAUACAGCAGAAGCUUCGUCGAGAAAUUCACGCCGCCGAGCGGGCUAUUCGCAAUAACGGUCGUACUGAAUCUACAGCCUCAGAUCUUGACUCGAUGCCAUAUCUCUCUGCUGUUGUCAAGGAAACGUUGCGGUAUCACGCCGUGGUGUACAAUGUUUUCAGGGUUUCCAGUCAAGACGACGUUCUCCCACUAAACAAUCCGAUUACUACAACGUCCGGAAAAGUUCUCCACGAGUUGCCUAUACCAAAAGGCCUGCAGAUCAUUUCCUCUGUUGCGGCAUACAAUAGGGUUUGUCUUUGGCGUCAUGCUGAGAACAAAGAAAUAUUCGGUGACGACGCCGAUGUGUUCAAUCCCGAGCGGUGGCUCCGCGAGUCCGUCCCCAAAACGACUGCGUCAUUGGGCGUAUACGGGAGCUUGUUCACGUUCGCUGGUGGUGCAAGGUCCUGCAUCGGCUGGAGAUUUGCCGUACUGGAGAUGCACAUGUUCUUGAUCCAACUAGUGGGAAACUUCGAGUUCUCGCUAGCUGAGGAUAAGGAUAUUCGCCGAGAAGCUACGUUCGUUAUGACUCCUAAGACGGAGGGCGAGAUCGAGAAAGGUUCUUUGUUGCGCCUGAAGAUCAAGGUCGCUCAGAAGGAGGAAUGA
This is a messenger RNA of Desarmillaria tabescens, 1617 nucleotides long. RefSeq names its product cytochrome P450. Gene Ontology annotation, molecular function: oxidoreductase activity, acting on paired donors, with incorporation or reduction of molecular oxygen; heme binding; iron ion binding. The transcript has 15 exons. The coding region runs from base 1 to 1617 and encodes 538 amino acids. The record is from RefSeq and is a predicted model, not a curated record. Lineage: Eukaryota; Fungi; Basidiomycota; Agaricomycetes; Agaricales; Physalacriaceae.